This is a messenger RNA of Gloeophyllum trabeum ATCC 11539, 1171 nucleotides long. Its product is annotated as alpha/beta-hydrolase. The record is from RefSeq and is a predicted model, not a curated record. Lineage: Eukaryota; Fungi; Basidiomycota; Agaricomycetes; Gloeophyllales; Gloeophyllaceae. The transcript is spliced from 4 exons. The coding region runs from base 1 to 966 and encodes 321 amino acids.
AUGUCGUUCAUUCCUUCGACCAGAUACUUGAGGUCCUCUGACGGUGCUAGGAUAUACGCCGAGGCGGUCGGGGACUCCCAGAAACCGAGCCUUGUAUUUACCCAUGGCGUCUCGCUCAGUGCGGCCAUUUUCGACGACUUGUUCCGGGAUGAACGACUUCUUGACAACUUUUAUCUAGUCAGAUACGACAUGCGAGGACAUGGAAGGAGUGACAAACCCGAGACAAUGGAGGGGUACCAGUCCCACCUCUAUGCGGACGACUUUUCCGCUGUGGUAUCUGCUUUCGACCUCGUCAAACCUAUUUUCGUUGGCUGGAGCCUCGGAGCAACCGUAGUCGCCGAUAUCUGCGCCAACAUCCGCCCCCUACCCCUCGCCGGCGCCGUCUUCAUCUCCGCGCUCCCUUACAUCGGCCCUGUCAUGCAAUCCGUUGGCAAGCCCGACAUCCUUUCCGUCAUCCCGCAGAUGCUCCCCUCCUCCACAGCCUCCAUCACCGAGGUCAAAUCCCUCCUCGCGCGCUUCGUCGACUCGUGUUUCAACGACCCCGACCGGGUGCCGUUCGCUGUCAAGACGGCAUGGAUCGGCAUGACCGCGCUGCAGUCCCCGACUGUGACCGGGCUCGUUUUCUCCCGCCCGCAGGAUCCGGCGCCCUUGUUCGAAGCCGGAAGGAAGGGGCUCCCGCUGCUCUGCGUGUGCGGCGCCGCCGACCCAUACGUCGACGGGCAGGCGGUCGUCGACGAGAUGAGGCCGCACUUUCCGCAGCUGAGCGCGGUGAGUGUGGCCGGCGGAAGCCACGCUGUGUUCUAUGACCAGCGCGAGGACGUCGUGCAGGCACUGCUCGAGUUCGGGAAGAAGAUAUACGGAAAGAGGAUUACAGUUACACGCAAGAUUUUGGUGGGCAAGAAGAUAUGGUCGACGAGAAAGAAGUUCAGUUUCGACCAUGUUGCGUCGUCCUCCCCGACGCGAUGAUUUCGACUGGAGCAGUCUAUGUCCGCACGUCCAUCCAUGAAGUAAUACGCUCCUUCAACGAACAAGUAUGACCCCGUACGCGUAAUGUACCGCUCAUUUAAUCAUGUAUCGCAUUCCCCGCCCGCAGUAUACCCUUCGUCGCCUUGUGUAGUCACGCGUAGCCAUAUUUGUAGAGAUAAGAAAGUCUUAAUUUCCCGCUCCUUAC